Messenger RNA from Saitoella complicata NRRL Y-17804, 1095 nucleotides. RefSeq lists its product as uncharacterized. The record is from RefSeq and is a predicted model, not a curated record. Gene Ontology annotation, molecular function: 1-acylglycerophosphocholine O-acyltransferase activity. Lineage: Eukaryota; Fungi; Ascomycota; Saitoellomycetes; Saitoellales; Saitoellaceae. The coding region runs from base 1 to 1095 and encodes 364 amino acids. Gene Ontology annotation, cellular component: mitochondrial membrane. Gene Ontology annotation, biological process: inner mitochondrial membrane organization; cardiolipin acyl-chain remodeling. The transcript is spliced from 4 exons.
AUGUCGAAUCCAGGGCCCAUGUCGCCGGUGAACCAACCCUUCGAGGUCCGCCUUCUCGAGUUCUCCAGACGGUAUCCGCGGUUCUGGAGUUUUGCGUCUGGGACAGUAUGCGUUGGUAUGACACUAAUCGCGAAGGGUUGGUUGAAGACGCAGAGGUCUGUUGAGGUGGGAGGGAUGGAGAGGUUUGAGAAGAUCCUGGCGAGCCGGGAGGCUGAAGGUCGAGGGGUGAUUACAGUAUCAAAUCAUAUUUCAACCGUCGAUGAUCCUCUACUGUGGGGUACCCUACCACUUCGCACGGUCUUCAAGGGACCAUCAUACAGCAGAUACUCUCUAGGCUCAGCGGAUAUCUGUUACACAAACUCUACCCUCUCCACCUUCUUCUCCCUCGGUCAAACACUCCCAACCUACCGCUUCGGCCAGUACGGUCCCUUUCAACCCUCAAUAUCACGAGCGAUUCACCUCCUCUCACCUGAAUACCCCACAUCAUCCUCAAAACCAAAGAUCAAGCGAAUACCAUCCCUCGUUCAUGUCUUCCCAGAAGGCAAGAUCCGACAACACCCAGACAGAGAAAUGCGAUACUUCAAAUGGGGUAUAUCACGCAUGAUCCUCGAAUCAUGUAUACCACCAGACGUCAGUCCGGACAAACCGCUUCCGCCACCGCCAAUUGUGGUACCGAUCUUCUUUACGGGGUUGGAUGAUGUCAUGCACGAGAAUCGAAAACGGCCUAGGUUUCUGCCGAGGAUGAGGAAGGAUAUCAAGUUUACGUUUGGAGAGCCAUUGCCGGAUGAGAUGUGGACGGGGUAUAGGCAGAGGUGGGCGGAGAUGUGUGCGGCGCAUAACUAUCGGUCAACGUUUGGGAAGGAGAAGUUGGUUGAUUUCUCGGACAAAGAGAUUCCGGAAGAACUGAAGAAUGGAGAGGAGGCGAAGGCGAUGAGAAGUGAGAUUGCUGCGGUGAUCAGAGAAGAGGUGGUGAAACUACGCAGGGGGAUGGGAUUGCCGGAGGAGGACCCAAAUGCAAAGGUGGUUGGUGCGAAGCUGACGAACGGAUGGGGUGACGAGUCCGAUAUCAUUGAGAAAGAGCCACCAGUCGUAUGA